AUGAGGAUGUGGAGCUGGGAUCCGGCUCGGAGAUGGCCCCUUCUAACGGCGAAGAUUAACUGGAGGCACGGAGGUGCGACGCGGAGGGAUGUGAGAACCUGCGUAUGGAAUUCGAACUGGAUUCCAUUGAGUGCGAGCGUGUCUUGCGCUAUGGAGGCGGAACGUCGCAUACGAUACGAGAUCCGGCGCAGAAGUGAAGGGUGGAGCGAGGCCGGGUGA
Sparassis crispa is the source of this 219-nucleotide messenger RNA. RefSeq lists its product as hypothetical. The coding region runs from base 1 to 219 and encodes 72 amino acids. The transcript is spliced from 2 exons. Lineage: Eukaryota; Fungi; Basidiomycota; Agaricomycetes; Polyporales; Sparassidaceae. The record is from RefSeq and is a predicted model, not a curated record.